UGCCGCCGCUCCGCGUUCAGUGCCGAGGGCGAGGCUGGCAGCCGGCGCAGUGUUAGCUGAGGUUCCGUCGCGACCGGUGCUCCGCGCGCUGCGACCUGCCUACGCGUACAUCGAUAUCCGAUUUAUCGUGGUUCGCAGUCUCGAAUAUUAACGUGUCUGUGAUAAUUCCGAUACUAUUCCACCAAUCGCGGCCGGCUGUUGUAAGUAAACGACACACUAUCAGCUCGCCGUCGAUCUGUGCCGAAUCGAAAUUUUUCACGGCGACCGAGCGUCCCGGUAAUAACGACGUGCUCUUACACGGGGUUCUGUUGCUAUUAUUACAUUAUCCUUGUGUGAAUUAUUUGUGUGGAUACAAAUUAACGUAGAAGAUGAAGUCCAAGGAGGAGGUGGAUACGAAGGUGCAAACGGGUACUUUUAUUUUAUCCGAAAAGAUCGAUGACACUAAGUCAAAGAAAAGCGAGAAGGAAAUGAAGAAGGAGAUGAAGAAACUCGAAAAGGAAAAGCAGGAGAGAGAGAAACGGGAGAAAAAGGCUAGAGAAAAGGAGAAGGAGCGUGAGAAGCAAGCGAAAAAAGGCAGAGUGGUGUGCGGCGCGUGCGCCGGCAAGUGCAGCGGGGAAGUGCUGCGCGUGUCAGACAAGUACUUCCACAUGGCGUGCUUCACGUGCCGUACCUGCUCCGCGUCGCUCGCUCGCGGCGGCUUCUUCUGCAAGGACGGAUACUACUACUGUCCGCAGGACUACCAACGGGCAUUCGGCACGAGGUGCGCGGCGUGCAACCAGUACGUAGAGGGCGAGGUGGUCUCCGCGCUCGGGAACACCUACCACCAGAAAUGCUUCACUUGCGCAAGAUGCCAACGCGCGUUCCCGUCUGGUGAGAAGGUGACGUACACGGGCAGCGAGGUGGUGUGCGCGGCGUGCACGAGCGCGCCGCAGAAGCAGACGGCGCGGGCGGCGCGCUCGCCCCUCGCGUCGCCGCGCUCGCCCGCCACGCCGGCGCCGGCCGCCUCGCCCUCCUCGCCCGAGCCCCCCUCCUCGCCCACUUCACCCGGCUCGCCCGGCUCCGGCCGGGACCGGGACCAGCGGCAGCCGGACCCCAACGAGUGCGCGGGCUGCGGCCAGGAGCUGUCGGAGGGGCAGGCGCUGGUGGCGCUGGAGCGGCAGUGGCACACGUGGUGCUUCGCAUGCGGCGAGUGCGGCGCCGUGCUGCAGGGCGAGUACAUGGGCCGCGCGGGCGUGCCGUACUGCGAGCGCGACUACCAGCGCCUGUACGGCGUGCGCUGCGCCUACUGCCAGCGGUACAUCUCCGGGAAGGUGCUGCAGGCCGGCGAGAACCACCACUUCCACCCCACGUGCGCGCGCUGCAGCAAGUGCGGCGACCCGUUCGGCGACGGCGAGGAGAUGUUCCUGCAGGGCGCCGCCAUCUGGCACCCGCGCUGCGGGCCCGCGCCGCACGCGCCGCUCGAGCUCGAGCGCGCCUCCUCCGAGCUGCAGUUCUCGCUGCGCUCGCGCACACCCAGCGUCAACGGCUCCUACUGCAGUCCCUACAGUAGCUUGACCAGAAAGUACGGCUACCGCGCCGUGUCGCCCGGGCUGGCGCUGCGCGAGUACCGCGACGACGCGUGCUCGCCGCACCGCAUCACCACGUACUCCUACCUCGCCGGCGAGCCCGCCACGCUGCGCCGCUGCGUGCAGCCCUACGACCGCCCGCCCGCCUCGCCGCACUUCCACCGCCCGCCCUCGUCGGCGAGCACGCGCGCGUCGUCCCGCGCCGGCAGCAAGGCGUCGUCGCGGCCCGGCAUGCGCGUGCUGGUGGACUCCAUCCGCUCCGAGACGCCGCGCCCCAAGUCGCCGCACAUGAACAACGAGGAGCCCAUCGAGCUGUCGCACUACCCGUCGGCGUACAAGCCGCCCCCCGGCACGAAGCCCAAGAUCGAGCGCGACGACUUCCCCGCCCCGCCCUACCCCUACACCGACCCAGAGCGUCGGCGGCGCUGGUCGGACACGUACAAGGGCGUGCCCGACAGCGACGACGAGGGCGAGCGCGUCAACGGACUCAACGGAGACGUCGACCCGCAACUGCGCAAGGAGGAGCAGGAGCUCGCCAAGAUAGAGAGCGGCAUCGCGCAGGUGUUUCUGAAGGAGGUCAAGGAGCGCGAGAAGCUUCAGCAGUGGAAGAGGCAGAACCUCGACCCCAGGAACGCGAGCAGGACGCCGAGUGCGGCGCGCGAGGCGGGCGCUCGCCUGCGCUACUCGUCGCCAGUGGGCGCGUCACCGUCGCGCUCGCUCGACCACCCGCGCGACCACCCGCGCGACCACCCGCGCGCCGCCGACGCCGCGCUCGCGCACCACCACGUGCCCUGCUACAACGUGACUUGCGCCCGUGUCGUAGUCAUGCACGCGCCGCCGCGGCCCGGCUACGGCCUGCGCUCCAGCACGCUGCCCGCCGGCGGCCUGCGCGCCUGCAACGGUGACUUCACAUUUAGUGGACUCUGUGACAAGACGCACAGCACCGACUUCAGCAGCGGCAAGUCAGACAUUUCUGCCGGCUCUAUCACCGACGUGGAUAGAAGUGCUGUGACGACGGACGGCGGCGUGGCGGUGCGCGGCGGCGUGGUGUCCGCGGCCGCCGGCGUGGGCGUGGGGCUGGGCUUGGGGCCCGUGGGCGGCGUGGGCGUGCGCGGGGGCGGUGUGCGGCGCUCGUUGCCCAACAUGGCCACCUCGCAUCUGCUGCACGAGCCCGCUAAGCUCUACCCCUACCACUUGCUUCUCAUCACCAACUACCGCCUGCCACCCGACGUCGACCGCCUUAACCUCGAGCGCCACCUGUCGGACGCGGAGUUCGAGGCGAUCCUGCAGAUCGGGCGCCAGGACUUCUACCGCCUGCCGCAGUGGCGCCGUAACGAACUCAAGCGACGCGCGCGACUUUUUUAAGCCACACCUACACCCUCACCCUCAUCUCACCCUCAUCAGGAUGACCUCAUUCUAAUCCUCUGCCUUCUCCCUCACCCUUCUUCACUCCCAUUCUUUCUCCCUCGUUUCACCGUGGAAAUUGUCGUAUAAGUUAUUUAUUCUUUAAUGUCUUCAUCCGGUCGGGAGAGACUCGACCCGGAGCGGCCGACGUAACGCUUCAACUGUUCGUGUCUAAGAAUAAUAAUAAUAUAUUGAUAUUAUAAUUUUUUUCACAUAAUAAUUUAUAAGUAUGGUGGUGUGAUUCGCCGGUAUGUCUGUGGAUGCGAGAGUUCAUAGAACUUCGAUUUUAUACAUUCGAUAACUCGGUCGGCCGGGCGAUCGGCCGGUUGUUACGGCUGCACAGAGAGCGGCCGAGGUCGGAGGUUCGCUCUGUGGAUUAAUCCAGCAGUAUUUAGAUCGGUGUGCUGGCUUGUUAAAUUUAAUUUAAAGAAAUUUGGGAGUCCGAUCACAGAAAUGUUAAAAGUGUUAUACAUAUUUAUUUUAAGAUCGAUACUUAGUUCUUAAUUCAUUUAAAUUUAUUUAUUUUUGGCUUCUCGUAUCGUUUAUUUUCUUUCUAAAGCCACCACAUCGGUUCGGGACCUCGUCCGCGGUUACGUAGUAACGCCGCAGCAGACACACGAUUACAUAGAUGUAACUAAUAAUAUAUCGAGGCCUUGUCUUAUGUGUGUAUGUGUAUAGAAGAGAUAUAUAUGGCCGAGUGCGAGCGUGACCUCCGUUUACUUUAGUGAGAACCAAAUAUAUCGAUUAUACUUAGGGGGAAGCAUAUUUCGCGUUAGGUUAAGGCGGGCUAGAGAUAAAUAUAUCGCUACGUAUGAACGAGUAUAUAGAGGUGUAUAUGAUUUGAUUCGCGUUCGGUGCGGGGCGGGCGGAACUGUGUCGGCCGUGACGUCACGCGACGUCCGCCGCCGCUCGCUGCGGACGGGUGGACUGCACAGGACGUGACGUCACGCAGCGCUCGCCGUCGCUCGGCGCCGGUUCCUAGCGUGCGUGCGUGUGUGAGUGUCUGCGUGCGUGCGCGAGUGUGUGCGUGUGUGAGUGCAUCAUAUUUGUGAUCACUUCGAUUGUUUUUAAUAUUAUUUUAGCGAGUUACGAUUAAGGUUGCAGUAUGGCGGCUCGUGGCCGUCGGUUUUUGUUUUUAGAUAAGUGUAUUUAUGUGCUAUUUCAAAUUAAUAAACUAUAGACUUAAAAAAUUACUAUCACUACCUAAUCGAAAUCGAUGUUCUUAAAGAGUAACUUCUCAUGGUCGUAGCUUCGCCUCGGACUGGCCUUAUUUGUUCGUUGGCGUUUUAGUAACGACAUCUACCAUGUCGGUUAAAGUUGUACUGAAUAUUGACAUUUGUAAUCUGUAACGCAUGUACUGUACAGUACUGCACGUAUAUCCUUCCUUGGUUCGACGGCUUCAUGUGUAGUGUCGGUUAAGCGAAGAGCGUCUUUAUGUUUAGACGCAAGCGUUAUACAAACUGCACGCUGGCCCACGUCUCGACGUGCGAGCUAGCGAAAUUAUAUUCAAGAAUAUUUCUUUUUAUGGUCUUUGUACAUGAAUAAAAAAUGACUUGCCAACAUCCGUUUAAUGUGUGACAGGGAUAGAGUAUAGACAAGUGUCGCAAUGUAAAUGAUAUUGUAAAUGUUGAGGAGUUACCAAUGUGACUUCGCGCCCUGAUAGAGUCGUUGUUUAGCAUCAUAUAUAUAUUGCGGGACAAAACUUCUAAUAAACUGUUCAUAAAUUUAUAAUGCUUAGCGAAUGUUUCAUUUGUAACUCUUCUCCACUGCUCGUGUUUUGUUGAGAACUGUAAUUUGAACUGGACGCCGAGCUAAAGCAAUUUUGUCAGUAAUUCAAAGCGAAAACUAUGCUUUCAAAUAAUAAAGAAUUGCAUUUCUGACUACAA
Molecule: messenger RNA, 4855 nt
Organism: Nymphalis io (European peacock)
Lineage: Eukaryota; Metazoa; Arthropoda; Insecta; Lepidoptera; Nymphalidae
Gene: Unc-115a
Product: actin-binding LIM protein 2
Exons: 18
Coding region: 369-2930 (853 amino acids)
Biological process (GO): lamellipodium assembly; cytoskeleton organization
Cellular component (GO): actin cytoskeleton
Molecular function (GO): actin filament binding
Source: RefSeq, a predicted model, not a curated record